UUGAUAUCUAAUCUAACAAAACGGUAACACCACACAACGUGUACGUAAGAGAGCAAGAGACGCCGUUCUUCCUCAUAUUUCGGAACCUUCAAGCUACGGACAUUGAUUUUCACAAGGCCAUAUCCGUCAUUUCACAUCCUCACGCGUUAUAGCACAGAUCCUGAAACUCAAACUCACUUUCACACAUUCCUAAUGGCUGAUGUUACCUAUCUCCGUCACCACCACGAACCCGACGAUGAUCAAACCCUAAUCCCUUUACCCUAUUGGUCUUCUUCCCCUUCCGAUUUCGAUUUCGAUUUUGAUUUAUACUCUUCCGAUCCCGAAUUCCCUCCCAAUCACCACCACCACAACCACUUUUCUCGUGAAACUUUCGUCAUGGAUCUAUUCCAACAACGCGUGGAACAAUCUCAUGUCAUCGAUCAUACCGAUCCUAUACAUCAAUCGAUAAACGACUCUGUUUUCGAUAGUUUAAGUCUUGAUUUAGGUUUCAAUACUUCCGAUUUCAAUUUCGGUAUCCAUAACAACGUCGAUGAUGAUGAUGACGACGAAGACGAUGAUUUUCCUGAUACGAGGGUUUCUGGAUCAGAUCCGAUCAACGGUUUGCGUAUUGUUGAAAUUGAUUCGGAUUCCGAUUGUGAAGAAGAUGUUGAAGGAAAUAAUGUGUUUUAUGGGAUCUGUGUACAUUCUGAUGAAGAAGAUUUUAAUAACGUAAUUGAUGAAGUUGCGAAUUUUCCUCUCCGUUGGGAUUCACUUCAGUUGGAGGAUAAUCAAAUAUAUGAAGAUUUUGAGUGGGAGGAAGUUGAUGGUGGUUUAGAUGAGAGGGAUUUUCUUAAUAACAUGGUUCCCAUUCACGGUGGUUUAGAUGAGAGGGAUGUUAUGGUUCCCAUUGACGACAAUAAUAGGUCGGUUAAUUCCGGUUCAGGUCGCGCUAUUCCGUUUAUUGUAGAAGAAGAAGAACAAGAUCUAGAAGAGGUUAACAUGAUGAUGAGGGUUGGUGGAGGAAUGGAAAAUCUUGAGUGGCAAGUAUUGUUGAAUUCGGAUUCUGAUAAUAUAGGCACAAGCCCUGAAACUUAUCAUGUAAUUGCAGAGCCUUUUGGGGAGAAUGAUGAUUACUUUUACACUGCAGAGUAUGAGAUGAUGAUUGCUCAAUUCACAGAUAAUGAUAACCCGUUAACCGGUAGGCCUCCGGCUUCUGUAUCCGUCGUUCAGAACCUUCCUAAUGAGGUUGUGACCAAAGAUGAUGUGGAGAAUAACAAUGCGCUAUGUGCCGUUUGUAAAGAUGAAUUUUCUGUUGGAGAAGAGGUGAAGUUGUUGCCGUGUUCUCAUCGUUACCAUGGUGAUUGUAUUGUGCCUUGGCUGGGGAUUAGGAAUACUUGUCCCGUUUGUCGAUAUGAGUUCCCCACUGAUGAUGCUGAUUAUGAACGUAGGAAAGCCCCAAUGUUGGCCCGGAGCGCUUGAUUAUAUGUCAUUUUUAGGAUUGGAUACUUGGAUAUGAUUUCACAGUUUCUUGUUGCUAGGCUGUUAAGAGUUUAGGUUUUUUGUCCUGAAAAAUUGCAUGUGCGUUAAUUUUUGAAUUUUCAUGUGGAGAUUUUUAGUAUAAGUAUGUUCAUCUUCCAAUUGUAUUUUGGGAUACAUCAUAAAACUGAAUCAUUUUUCUAAAGAAUAUAUACAUUUGUUCUGCUA
Trifolium pratense (red clover) is the source of this 1683-nucleotide messenger RNA. RefSeq lists its product as uncharacterized. Lineage: Eukaryota; Viridiplantae; Streptophyta; Magnoliopsida; Fabales; Fabaceae. Bases 193 to 1458 code for a protein of 421 amino acids. The transcript has a single exon. The record is from RefSeq and is a predicted model, not a curated record.